AUGCUGUACGGACGUCAUUUCACUCUCCAAACCGAUCAUCAACCGUUGCUCAAAGUUUUCGGCUCGAAAAAAGGAAUACCAGUUUACACAGCCAAUCGUCUGCAACGAUAUGCUUUGACACUUCUCCUGUAUGACUUCGAGAUCAAGCACAUCUCGACGAUGAAUUUCGGCUACGCAGACUUCCUGUCCCGGCUGAUGUCAUCACAGCGCAGACCAGAUAAGGAUUACGUCAUAGCUGCCGUCUAUGUCGAAUCCGAAGUAAAGGCGAUUCUCGAAGACUCCAUCAACAAUCUGCCAGUCACACAUCAGAUGAUUGUGGCUGAGACACGUAAGGAUGCUGUUCUGCAGCAAGUGAUUAGUUACAUCAAUGAAGGAUGGCCAGCAAGCGUGAAGCUAAUCACCGAUCCUGAUGUGAAGAAGUUCUUCGUCAGACGUGAGGGACUUCAAGUCGUCGAUAACUGCGUCAUGUUCGGCGAUCGAAUCGUCGUUCCAUCAAAAUUCCGGAAGCGAAUUGUCCGCCAGCUACAUCGUGGGCACCCAGGAAUGGAGCGGAUGAAGUCUCUGGCUCGCAGCUACAUUUACUGGCCGAAUGUUGACGACGAUGUGGCGCAAUUCGUUCGUCAGUGCGAUGCAUGUGCUGAAGCAGCGAAGGCUCCGACGAAAGCAACCCUGGAAUCAUGGCCUCUUCCGGACCGGCCGUGGCAACGAGUACACGUCGAUUUCGCUGGCCCAAUCGACGGACAUCACUAUUUCAUCCAUCACCACGACAACAACAUUGGACCUGCUUCGUGA
Anopheles merus is the source of this 792-nucleotide messenger RNA. RefSeq lists its product as uncharacterized. Bases 1 to 792 code for a protein of 263 amino acids. The transcript has 2 exons. The record is from RefSeq and is a predicted model, not a curated record. Lineage: Eukaryota; Metazoa; Arthropoda; Insecta; Diptera; Culicidae.